AUGGCUGAUGCAGAGGAAACGGGCUCGGCGUCUGUGUCGGAGCCCUUGGAUCUGGUCCGUCUGUCGCUCGACGAGAUUGUCUUUGUCAAGCUGCGUGGCGACCGUGAGCUGAAGGGCCGGUUACAUGCCUAUGAUAGUCACUGCAAUCUCGUGCUAGGAGAUGUCGAAGAGACCGUUUACGUGGUAGAGGAGGACGAGAACGAGGAGGAGACUAUCCGGACAAUCAAAAAACAGGAGGAAAUGCUCUUUGUUCGAGAGGGACAAGAAGUCUGUGGCCAUGAUGGGAUCAGCCGAGCUGAAACUACGAUCCAGGAAAUCGGAGGAGUCAAACAAACGCACGAGGAACGACGGCGAGGAGAGACGGCGCUGAGCGACUUUGCCGACUACGUCGAGAAGCAGCAGGCACGCCGCGUAGCCCAAUGGGCGCCCAGCGACAGCGGAUAUGAGACCGCGAGCGUUUCUCGAUACACCGAAGAUCAUGCCGAGCUCGAUAUUAUUGACGAGCUAGGUCUGUCCGAUGCGCCGCCCAAGCAUGUCCGGUUGAAAGACCUACUGCUAGGCACGGGUGGCAAGGAGGAGACCGAGGCGGAGGAUGAGGAAGAGGAUGACAGCCUGCAGGUGCUGGCGGGUGUUUUGCAGGCCCGUGUCGACGAGGGCCACGGCGAGACUAUCUUUGAUAUCGGCCUGGAGGAUGGCGGGGACUCGAUGGGCUUUGAUCUCCAGCAAUGGAACACCGCCCUGCGCCGGGUGCGAGGGGCGGCGGAGACCCUCCCGGCCCACUGCCGGAUACUGGUGACUUAUAAUGUUGGCGGGCCGGAAGAGUCCAAGGUCAAGCACGAGCGGUUCAAAGAUGUGUGCGGUAAGGUCCUCAUCCGACAGCCGGCGGGCUCGGUGGAGGAGAUGGCGGAGAUCCGUAUCGCAGUCGUGGGUAAUGUCGAUGCGGGCAAAAGCACCAUGCUGGGCGUUCUGGUAAAAGGAAACCUUGACGAUGGUCGCGGCAAGGCUCGAGUCAAUCUGUUCCGUCACAAGCACGAGAUUGAAAGCGGUCGCACCAGCUCGGUCGGCCUGGAGAUCAUGGGCUUCGACAGCCGGGGCGACAUCGUCGCCACCCAGCAAGGCCGCAAGCUGUCCUGGGGGGAGAUCGGCAGGCGCUCUGCCAAGGUGAUUGCCUUCUCCGACUUGGCCGGACACGAGCGCUAUCUGCGCACAACCGUCUUUGGCAUGCUGAGCAGCGCCCCCAACUACUGCCUUUUAAUGGUUGCCGCCAAUAACGGCUUGGUCGGGAUGAGCAAGGAGCAUCUCGGCAUCGCUCUCGCUCUCAACGUGCCCGUCAUGGUUAUCAUCACCAAGAUCGACAUCUGCCCGCCCCAGAUCCUUCAGGAAACCAUCUCGCAGUUGGCCAAGAUCCUCAAGUCGCCCGGCGCGCGCAAGAUCCCCAUCUUCAUCAAGGACAUGGAAGAGACCAUCAACACUGCCACACAGUUUGUCAGCCAGCGCAUUUGUCCCAUCUUCCAGGUCUCCAAUGUCACCGGGGAGAACCUGGAGCUCGUCCGCACGUUUCUCAACAUCCUGCCAUACCGGGGUCAGUACAACCCUGAUGCUCCAUUCGAGUGCCUCAUCAAUGAUACCUUUUCGGUGCCCUUCGUGGGUACCGUCGUCUCCGGGGUGGUCAAAUCGGGCGUGGUCCACGUCGGAGACACCGUGGUGGUUGGCCCGGACUCGCUGGGCCAGUUCACAACCACCACCAUCAAGACCAUCGAGCGUAAGCGAAUCCAGGUGAACGCCUGCUUUGCAGGGCAGUCGGGCUCCUUUGCGCUCAAGCGGGUGCGCAAGAAAGAGGUGCGCAAGGGGAUGGUCGUCCUCUCGAAGACGGAUCAGCCGCCAAAGGUCUUCCGAGAGUUCGUUGCAGAGGUUCUCAUUCUCUCCCACGCAACUACCAUCAAGCCCCGUUACCAAGCCAUGCUCCACGUCGGUGCCGUCAGCCAGACCUGCUCUGUGAUCGAUAUCGACCGGCCGUUCAUCCGAACAGGCGACCGGGCGCUGGUCGCCUUCCGGUUCCUGCAACGUCCGGAGUUCCUCUCGCCUGGCGACCGUGUGCUCUUUCGCGAGGGCAAGACCAAGGGGCUGGGCAUCGUCAAGAGCGUGGGAUAUGACCCGGCCAAGCCCCUCAACCCGGAGGCUAAACAAGCAGAGGCUGAGAAGAAGUAG
Messenger RNA from Penicilliopsis zonata CBS 506.65, 2208 nucleotides. RefSeq lists its product as hypothetical. Gene Ontology annotation, biological process: translational elongation. The transcript is spliced from 7 exons. Gene Ontology annotation, molecular function: GTPase activity; RNA binding; translation elongation factor activity. The coding region runs from base 1 to 2208 and encodes 735 amino acids. The record is from RefSeq and is a predicted model, not a curated record. Lineage: Eukaryota; Fungi; Ascomycota; Eurotiomycetes; Eurotiales; Aspergillaceae.